This is a messenger RNA of Brienomyrus brachyistius, 2035 nucleotides long. It is a transcript of the gene tmem192, whose product is annotated as transmembrane protein 192. NCBI's taxonomy places the organism in Eukaryota, Metazoa, Chordata, Actinopteri, Osteoglossiformes, Mormyridae. The transcript is spliced from 6 exons. Gene Ontology annotation, cellular component: late endosome; lysosomal membrane. The coding region runs from base 132 to 959 and encodes 275 amino acids. The record is from RefSeq and is a predicted model, not a curated record.
CGUUUCGCUUUUUGCUUCGGUGCUUGGCGGAGGAGCGGCGUUCGCUAGUACGGAGCAUGGAUUCCUCUUCGUCACCCUAGCAUUUAUUUAUUGUUAUUAAUAUUUCCAUAAAUACACACACAUGUACGCGUAUGGUCUGUAGAAUGGAUUCUGCAGGACGACGGCCAGUUAUCAAUAACUCAGCUGCAGAAAUAACUCAGAGUAUAGAAGACGACCCUCUGGUUGACGGACCACUUAUCUCACCGGAUGCUCUCGACGCUGAGAUUAAAUCCGAAUUCCACAAGUUACCCACGUCUUGGGUGGCACUUAUACUUUUAUUCAUUCAUGUUGUUUUUGUGUGUCUCUCAGUUGUCUUGGCUGUAUACUGUUCCAUACUGGGAGAUGUCAUUCACCAGUGCCAUAGGUACCUGCAGGACUUCGACAGCCAGACCGUGAUCAUUUUUGCCAAGGUCUCGCUCUGGCUCUUGUUUGUGGCCUUUGAGCGUUUUGUGCAGUACCAGCACAGGUGCGUGCGGGGCAGGGGGUACCUGCACUUCUACAGGUCGACUCGGAGCAUGAAGCGUCUGCCAUUGCUCGUCCACUCAGCCGGCAAUGCCGCGGUCAUGCUGGUGCUGUCGACCCAGCUAUCGCUGCCCAGCGCCAGGCACACGUACACGUACCUCCUGCUGGGGAUCCUAGGCCUGGAGCUACUCGUCUCCGUCCUCUGCCUGCUGGCCUACACAGUGAAAGUCGUGAACUUCAACAAGGCGAAGCCGAGUCCGGAUGUCAGUCAGGAGGAGAGGAUGCACGCCUACUCCGGUCCAGGAAGCAUCAUCGGCUCAGAAACUGGAUUCCGGGAGGGGUCAAAUUUGGAUGAGGUGGUGGAAAAGCAAGCAGACCUGAUUGAGUACUUGAAGCAGCACAACAGCCUGCUCAGCAAACGGAUCUUGUCUUUAACUUCCCAACAGAUCAGAGACUGAAGAGGAUCGGGCAUCCGAUGUGGAGAAGGACCUUUUGUUGUUUUUUUGGCCAAAUGCUGGAGUCUUUUGUACUUGAAUGGUCACUGGAUGUUUUAUAAAAGACAUAACGCUUUACUACAUUAUGUUUGUGUUCCAUAUUCUACAUGUUUUAAAGCUUGAAAACUUCUUAAUAAAGUGUAUAUUUAUGUGGAUUUAUUGUUGUUGGAAGUUCACAGUUUAGACAGGCAAAACUUUUAUUCUUAAGUGUUUCAGAAAAAAAUUAAAGUGCUUUCCAGCCAUGGUUCAAAGAUCAGAGAACAGUGUAGUGUUUUUUAUUUUUGUGUGAUGACCCUGUGUAACCUUUAGCUAAUGAUGUGCAGAAAAACUUUUUUUUUUGUUUGUUUAAUUGAAAGGACAAACGUCUGCACACUCACUUGAAAUGGAAUGCAGGCGAUUUGGCAGGAUGCAGACGUACGAGAAUCGCUUUUUGGUGAACGAGUGACAAUUUCACUUGAGGAUAUCAUACCCCACAAAAAUGAAGCGGAACAGCAGGGAUUUAAACAAUAGUUGUUGUUUUUUGCAUCGCAAAAAUGGAGGAUUUAGAAGCUGGAGCAAGACAUGGGCUAAAUUUGUAACACUCAAGUAUCAGCAUAUAGGAUUUAUAAAGCGGUGCUUAAUCAAGCCCCGUGGCAUCUGAGGGAGGACGGGUAGUGAGGUUAACUUAGCGUUUUUAGUGUGUGUGUGUCUCACGAGCAACGUGUAGCAUUUCUCGAGAUGGGACAGUGUGUUGCCAUAGGCUGCCCAUAAUUUAGCGUUAUCGCUAUUCUAAAAACGUUUGUUUUGUGCCUUUUUUUUAUUAUUUGGUAGUUGGAGUCACUUUGCACUGUUGGCUCAUAACGUACUGCACUGUUAAUAUUUUGGGACAAUUUAACCUUCAGUCAGUGUAAUUUGCCAGUUAUUUGUAGUUAUGCAGUUAUAAGCAACUCAGGCUCUGUGGAUUUUGAAUAUUUUUUUUUUGUUCCAUUGGGCUGAUUUUGUAAUGCACUUAAAAUAAGCUCUUUGUACAGUAAUGUCUUAAUAAAUAAGUAAUUUCUCUA